Molecule: messenger RNA, 913 nt
Organism: Asparagus officinalis (garden asparagus)
Lineage: Eukaryota; Viridiplantae; Streptophyta; Magnoliopsida; Asparagales; Asparagaceae
Product: AUGMIN subunit 1
Exons: 6
Coding region: 141-635 (164 amino acids)
Biological process (GO): spindle assembly
Cellular component (GO): cytosol; HAUS complex
Source: RefSeq, a predicted model, not a curated record
GGAUAAGGGAGAUCUUGGAUGGGGUUGGAUUGGGGCAGGAGAGGUUGUCUCCCGAUGCGAUUGGAUCUGCUCAGAUCGUGGCGAAGGUGGCCGAUCUGCUUGGGGUCAGGGACACUGAGACAAGCAGUUUUGCAGUGGCCAUGGGGGAUCUGUCACUAAGGAAGGCGGAUGUCGAGGAGAAGAGGGCAAAGGUGCAGAAGGAGUCCAAGGUUCUCCUUGAAUACACUCGGAAGGCAAUUGCAAAACUUAACGAUCUUAAGAAAACCUUUGUGAAGUUUGAAAGUGAUGUUGCUGCUCGAGAGGCUCAAAUGCACCAGUGGCAGACAAACAUGGCAAUAAUGGAUUCAAAAGAAAGGCAAUACAUACUGCAGCACUCCAAUUAUAAGGCUUUGCUAAAUCGUGCGGGCUACACCCCAGAGAUCAAUCAUGGAGUGUUGAUGGAAAUGGCUGAGCAUAGGAAAGACCUAGAGAAGAAAACAAAGCCAAUUUUGGACACCUUAAGGAGUUACCAGGACUUGCCUCCUGAUAAAGCUCUUGCUGCAUUGGCUAUUGAGGAUAAGAGAAGGCAAUAUGCAGCUGCAGAGAAGUAUCUUGAAGAAGUUCUGCAUUCUGCUCUAACCACACCCGAAUUAUGAGGUUGUAGCAUUCAUUCUGGGUUUUGUGAUGAAAGCUUAGCUGCAAGGUUUCUUAGCCAAACAUCGAGCAGAGUUCAUGUUUAUUGUUCAAUAUAUGCUACAAGCAUAAUUACAAUGUGGUAAUGUAUUUUUUUUUUCCUUUUUUUUUUGCUCUUAAUGGGUGCAUGUUCAUCCCACAUAACUCUAACGUAACGCAUGAUUAGUCUGACUUGAGAUUUCUCUCCUUGUAUAUACUGUUUAUUGAUUUACAUAUGGUCUGAAUUUUUGUUCCCCUGUCA